Medioppia subpectinata is the source of this 483-nucleotide messenger RNA. The record is from the annotation of a GenBank genome assembly. NCBI's taxonomy places the organism in Eukaryota, Metazoa, Arthropoda, Arachnida, Sarcoptiformes, Oppiidae.
AUGGACUUGUGUACAGAAAAUCAAUUCACGUGUAAUUCCGGACAAUGUAUACCAAUUGAAUCGUUUUGCGAUUCCCAUAAACACUGCGGCGACGGCUCUGAUGAACCCGACGGCUGUAAUGCCAGCAUCAAUACGAGCGCCGGCUGUAAGGCACAGGAAUACCAGUGCAAGAAUAGCAGAUGUCUGGCCAGCAGGACAUCCGUAUGCGAUGGUAUCGACAAUUGUGGCGAUAAUAGCGAUGAGAUUGAUUGCAAACCACAACAACAGUCAGCUUUCAAUCGGACGACAACACCGCAGAUGACGGCCUCCAGAAGAGUCGGCUCAGCCAUCAGAUAGUGUGGUCGCAGAUAUUAAUAAUUGACUCCAACAGCCAUAAUAUUGCCACCAAGAAAAAACACAUUACCACAAAAAAUGCCACAACAACUGCACCAACAAAACAAACCUCAAUCCAUACAUCACUUUUUCUCACACAUACAAACACUU